Sphenostylis stenocarpa is the source of this 1038-nucleotide messenger RNA. Lineage: Eukaryota; Viridiplantae; Streptophyta; Magnoliopsida; Fabales; Fabaceae. The record is from the annotation of a GenBank genome assembly.
AUGCAAGGACGUGGGGGUGGUAGGGAUCCUUUCUCCGAUCUUGGUGACCCUUUUGGUGCUUUUGGAGGGUUUGGCUCCUUUGGACCUCCCAGGAGUUUAAUAUCAAGCUUUUUUGGGGGUAGGGAUCCAUUUGAUGAUCCUUUCUUCACCCAGCCUUUUGGAGGGAUGUUUGGAUCUAGUACCUUUGGUGGUCAUACUGGAUUUCCUUUUCCGCCUGGUAUGCAUUCAUCUGGGUUUCUUCAGCAUCAACUCCCAGGGAUGCAUCCGUCUGGGUUCCUUGAGCGUCAAGCUCCAGAGCCUAGUAGGCAAAGGGGACCAAUCAUUCAGGAAUUGGACUCUGAUGAGGAAAAUGAGGACACAACAGAGGAGAGGAAAGAAAAUCCAAGAAAGCAUAGUAGGUCAAAUGAUGAACCCUCUGUUGAACAUCCAGAUGAUGAAACUGAAGGGAAGAAGAGCAGAUAUUUGCAGGCUGGAAAUGAGUACAACAGAGUCAUUACAACUGGGCCUCAGCCUCAAUCUCACAGCUUCUGCUUCCAAAGCUCAACUGUCAGCUAUGGUGGUCCAAAUGGAACGUAUUAUACUUCCUCAAGGACAAGAAGGCGUGGGAGUGAUGGAGUGACCUUUGAAGAGAGCAAGGAGGCUGAUAGUUCAACAAGAGAAGCUUCUCACUUAAUUUCUAGAGGCAUUCAUGGCAAGGGUCAUUCCCUCUCCAAGAAAUUGAAUUCUGAUGGUAGGGUGGAUACUAUGCAGACUUUGCACAAUAUAAAUGAAGAGGAACUUACUGGCUUUGAAGAAGAAUGGAAACUAAAGGGUCAAAAGUAUUUGCCUGGAUGGACUGGUAGUAUUGAAGCUAGUGGGAGUAAUGGGCAAGCUGAGCCCGCGAGGCGGGGUGGUUGGGCACUUCCUUCUUCGGAUCCGGUGGUAACAUUAUCUGAAACAAAUGAAGUUGGUUCUUCUCGCGAACACGAGAGGGCAAGGCCCCAUCCAAAUGGUAGCAAACCACACAACCGUCCAGGAGUAGGGCGUGGCCGAAAUUAA